Messenger RNA from Malus domestica (apple), 1664 nucleotides. RefSeq lists its product as uncharacterized. NCBI's taxonomy places the organism in Eukaryota, Viridiplantae, Streptophyta, Magnoliopsida, Rosales, Rosaceae. The record is from RefSeq and is a predicted model, not a curated record. Gene Ontology annotation, molecular function: phosphatidylinositol transfer activity.
CAAGCCACAACAUUAACAUUACUGUUUCGAAAAGCACAUGUUUUUGGACAUUCAAACAGAUGUCGGUUCGAUCCAAAUAAUAUUCUUCAAAUAUAUAAUCCAAACCUACCACAUCUCCGCCUUCUCUCCCCCUCUCUCUCUCUGUUUUUUUACACAAUCAUACUUUCUUGUUUUUCACGGUUGACCAUUUCUAUGGUUUGGGAGAGCUGAGGAGCUCCGGAAUACUAGUUUAUCUCACCGCUUCCUGAGAAGCUCCCGCAAAAUUCCUGAAUCUGUUUGGUCAAGAGUUUUCUUCGAAAAUUAUGAGUGCGGGAAUGAAGAAAUCCCCUUCAAAUGGUUCUGAGAAGAUAUUAUCAUGUGAAGAGCAGCAGGCAAAGAUUAACGAAGUGAAAAAGCUGAUAGGAACAUUGCCUGAUAAGUUGUCCAUCUAUUGUUCUGAUGCCUCCAUCUCAAGGUAUCUAAGGGCGAGAAACUGGAAUGUCAAGAAGGCAACUAAAAUGUUAAAAGAUACCUUAAGGUGGAGGUCAGAAUACAAACCAGAAGAGAUUCCUUGGAAAGAGGUAGCUCGUGAAGCGGAAACAGGGAAGAUUUACAGAUCCAAUUAUUUUGACAAGCAAGGGAGACCAGUUCUCGUUAUGAGACCACGUUGUCAGAACUCAAAGUCAACAAAAGGACAGAUUAAAUAUUUGGUAUAUUGCAUGGAGAAUGCUGUUUUAAAUCUUCCGCCAGGUCAGGAACAGAUGGUUUGGAUGAUAGACUUUGAAGGUUUCAAUAUGUCACAUAUUUCAGUGAAGGUGACACGGGAAACUGCACAUGUUUUACAAAACCGUUAUCCAGAACGCCUAGGUCUUGCAAUACUGUACAAUCCACCCAAGUUUUUUGAACCAUUCUUUUCGAUGGUAAAGCCUUUUCUAGAGCCAAAGACUUGCAACAAAGUCAGGUUUGUUUACUCGGAUGAUGUUAACACCAAGAAGAUAAUGGAGGAUCUGUUUGAUAUGAAUAAACUGGAGGCUGUAUUCGGGGGAAACGAUACGUCUGGUUUUGAUAUAAAUAAAUAUGCCGAAAGGAUGAAGGAGGAUGACAAGAAGAUGCCCACAAUGUGGACGAGAGGAAACCCUUCUUUGGCUGCUUCCGAACCUGCCGUUACCGGUGCUGCUCUUUCAUUGGAUUCUCUCAAGUUAGAACCAGAUUCCGAUGCUUCUGAUAAUGAGAAAACAGACGGCUCUUCAUCCCAGGGGAUAGAACCAGAAGUUGCCUCAGACCACGAUGAGCCGGUGGCUGCUAGUACUGGAAAUGCUACCCAAGGUGUACAUUAAGAAUGGCUCAAGGUGGAUGAUGGUGACUGAACUGAUGUAUCUCGCUGACCCUUUUGGCUGUCUGGUUAGGUACUUCAAAUAUAUGGUUCCUGUCAACUCUAAUCGCCAAUUUAUUUUGAGAAAUUUUGGAGACUCAACGAAUGAAUUCGCCAUUUGAAGUUAGCCGUAACUCCUUCACAAUUCAAGUAAGAGAUUUUUGCAAGUAUAUAUUCUUUGUUGGCCCAAAUGUUAAAAUGGCCCCUCUAUUUAUGCCUUCUUUCUUUGUUGUGGUUCAUUCUUCUUCCCAUGCAUUUUCUGCACAUGUGAAAAAAGUUUUAAGAGCAAUGAUUGAAUUUGCGCAUCAUGACA